This is a messenger RNA of Pyricularia grisea, 321 nucleotides long. RefSeq lists its product as uncharacterized. Lineage: Eukaryota; Fungi; Ascomycota; Sordariomycetes; Magnaporthales; Pyriculariaceae. The record is from RefSeq and is a predicted model, not a curated record. The transcript has a single exon. Bases 1 to 321 code for a protein of 106 amino acids.
AUGCGUUUCACAAUAGUCCAGAUCUUUACGCUCCUGGCCAUUGGAGUUACAGCCACCCCCGUCCCCGCUAGCCCUGGUCAAAGGAUGCAAAAGGACGGCUACGACUCUGCCGAUGAAACUCUGGACUUCAAGGCUAGCAAGUUUUCAAAAGCCCAUCAGACAAUGCGGCAGGACCCUAAAAUCCGCAAACUCGAUAAGGAAUAUGAAGCAGCUCAAAGGGAGGCCGGCGUGAAAGACACUCGGCGCGUCUCCGACAUUGCAGCUCCGCCAAGAACCUGGCCACACUUGCGUGAAUCUGACUCGGGCUAUGGUUCUGACUAG